GAGUGUACAGUUUCGCGCCCUCGGAUCAGGGUGGCUAAGAGCGAGAGGGACGCGCGCUUGAGCGAUCGAGCGAGCGCGAGGGGGUUGAAGGUGGGCAGGUGGGCAAAGUGAAGAAGGGGCGACGAAGAAGGGGUGAGAAAAGCUCCGCUUGGGGGUGACCGACGAGAGAGCAAGGCUGGCGUACUCCGCGCAUACAUCGCGAAGAUUCCGCGGAGAUUCCGCGCGGAGAUGAACGUACGAGUGGUCGCCGUCCUGUAUGCCUCGUCCUCCCUUCGAUGACGCCGUGUCCUUGCUGGACAAGGAGAAUCCCGUACGGAGAACAGGAGAACGUCACCGCCACCGCCACCAUCGGCAGGACGAAGGACACAUCGCCACCGAGGACCGCUUUCCAUCGCUCCUGGCGGCAGUGACCAUGGCGCCAGUUCUGCUGUGUAAACAGUACUCCAGCGAAGGAUACGAUCCGUUCAGAUUGAUGAUGCUGCCGCUGCGCCCUUGCUGACAAGCGGAUGGAUCGCUUCUGACGGAACAUCCGGCAUCUGCGACAAGGCCGCGAAGAAAGCGAAGAAACGUUUCGUUAAGAUAAAUUACGGCAGACUCACGAUAAUUAUUGUGACUCUAUUUGUGGUGAGAACUGCGUGAGAGCCUUUCCUUGCGUGGCAAGCUUACCGAGGUCAAAAAGUUAAUCGGUUGCGAUGGUGUCGCGGGCAAUGAUGUUCGUAUGCGUCGCGAAUUUCGACGAGGACAGAGGAAGCCCAGCGUCUUCGUGCUCGCUGUUGUCGUCGCAUACCCACAGUAGAUUGAGGUGUAUCAUCCUGCACUUCAAAAGACAUAUCGCUUAUCCACCAUAAGAGGUCAAUGGUGAUGGCACGUGUCACGCGCCCUCGACAAAAAAUGGCGAACACGACUGACUCACCCGCGACGACCGGCGGCAGCCUCCUCUCGUCCUCGACGACGACGCCGUUUACCACCUCGUCGACAUCGGCGGCGACCUACUCGAGUGAGGGUUACACCCUCAAUUAUAGCGGUCUGCCCAGUCUGGGCGGCUACUCGUUGGACGAUCUCAACUACACGGAACUGUGGCUGGAUGUCUGGAACGGCACCGAGGUCAACAACAUCACUGAAAGGCUGAACGCGACAGUGUUAAUACCGGGUGGUUACUGCGACGAAUGGGAGGCUGCUCAGCACAAGCUUUUUCAGGCAGCAAAUUUAUUUUUUGCGGCUGCGUUUCUAGUGCCGCGCUCGUUCAAGGCUUCCGUCUUAGCUCUUCGCACGUUUCUCACGGCGGGCUUUAUGUUGGCGGCUCUCUGGGCCGGAAUCACUAUAUGCGCCCUGGACGCUAUGUUGUGGUGCUUGGCCCUCGGUCUGCUGAACGGUAUUCACUCUCUGAUACUCGCCUGUCGAUUCCUACCUCCGGCUCUCAGUCCCGAAUUAGCCGAGCUCUACCUGAAGCUCUUCAAGCCCUAUAAGGUCAGCAAGAAACACUUCCAGGAGUUGGCGAAAGAGGCGAGAAUACUUAAGCUGGAUUCCGAUCAGACAUACGCGACGGAAGGAGUCACGCAGGCAGAUAAAAGGCUGUCCAUUCUUUUACGUGGAAAACUGAAGGUAACUUGCGACGGAACACACUUGCAUUAUAUCAGAGCUUACCAAUUCGUCGAUUCACCCGAAUGGGAGGCUAUGCACGAAAACGACGCCGACGUCUUCCAGGUGACAAUACGAGCCGAGGAGCCUAGCACUUACAUCUGUUGGACGAGAAUGAAGUUGCUCAGGGUGCUUCGGCACAGGCCGCUGCUCAAGGUUGUUAUCAACACCCUCAUCGGUAAGGACAUUACGUCCAAGUUGUACGCCCUUAACGAGCAGAUCGCUGGUGUCGCAACCGCCAGUGAGAACGCCACGUCGAAUCCUUACAGGGGAGUCUCGAGAAGCGCCAGCGUCGACGCCGUUAACACGGAAACCGCCGGAAAGGUUCGAUCGACGACCUGGAAGACGCAGAGGCGGUAUAGCAAUCCGCGUAAUGACAGCAAUUCCUCAGCCGGGUAUUCGCAUCAAUAUUGGGCGCCGGUGGUUGCCAACCACUUUCCGCCGACUUCGCCGUUUAUUCAGAGCCAAAAUCUCGGCUACUCGUUACUGCCGCAGGGUGUCCAAUUCUCGCCGCCUCCGCGAGCACCCGUGCUAUCUCAUCCCCCUGUGACGCGGCAGCGAAGCGGGGGUGCUGGCGGCGAUUACACCCUGCUACCUCAGACACCGAAGCUCGAGAGGAAACGAUCGAAAAAAGGGACUAGAGAGGUGACCUUCGAGACACCGGUAUGACGCUCACUUGACGGGGAAGGUCCUGCCAGCGUGCCUCUGCUUUCACUGUCGCCGCAGCGCUCUGCCUAGCCCCGUCGUGGUCUCGUUGUCACCCUGAAGCACACCGUAAAAC
Molecule: messenger RNA, 2419 nt
Organism: Formica exsecta
Lineage: Eukaryota; Metazoa; Arthropoda; Insecta; Hymenoptera; Formicidae
Product: blood vessel epicardial substance-like
Exons: 7
Coding region: 856-2307 (483 amino acids)
Cellular component (GO): sarcolemma
Molecular function (GO): cAMP binding
Source: RefSeq, a predicted model, not a curated record